Polypterus senegalus (gray bichir) is the source of this 2399-nucleotide messenger RNA. It is a transcript of the gene etfdh, whose product is annotated as electron transfer flavoprotein dehydrogenase. Gene Ontology annotation, molecular function: electron-transferring-flavoprotein dehydrogenase activity; iron-sulfur cluster binding. Gene Ontology annotation, cellular component: mitochondrial inner membrane. Gene Ontology annotation, biological process: electron transport chain. The transcript is spliced from 13 exons. The coding region runs from base 192 to 2057 and encodes 621 amino acids. Lineage: Eukaryota; Metazoa; Chordata; Cladistia; Polypteriformes; Polypteridae. The record is from RefSeq and is a predicted model, not a curated record.
UUCCCAGCAUUCAAAGUAAAAAGGCGACUCAAGGUUAGUGCUACUGUCACGCCUCUUUCGGUUCCUACUGUAGUUGCAAUUAUACCAGCUGCUUUAGUGCAUAUAAUCCGUUUUUAUUUUAUUUUGCUAUUUACGGACCUACCUAUGUCAUCCAUCUAGAGAACACAAUUGUAAUUGGACCGUCUGCAAAUAUGUUCCCCGCCUGCAAGUCUUCAAAAGUAUGUCAGUGUCUGCGGUUAGUGAAAGGACUACGAAAAAAGUGCCUUCCACCCAUUCUUCAUGUAUCAAGACUGAACUCCUCCACCUCUUCUUCACCAGUCCCUCGCAUCACAACACAUUACACAGUCUAUCCACGAGACAAAGAUCCACGAUGGGAAGGGAUAAGUAUGGAGAGGUUUGCAGAUGAGGCUGACGUCGUAAUAGUAGGAGCAGGACCUGCUGGUCUUUCAGCUGCUAUCCGCCUCAAACAGCUUGCCAGUGAACAAGGAAUAGAACUCCGUGUGUGUGUGGUGGAGAAGGCCUCUCAGAUAGGCGCUCACACUCUCUCAGGAGCUUGUUUGGAGCCCAAGUCAUUACAGGAGCUUUUUCCAGACUGGAAAGAAAGAGGGGCUCCCCUUCACACUCCUGUGACAGAAGAUAAAUUUGGGAUUUUAACCGAGAAACACCGAAUUCCAGUGCCACUACUACCAGGUCUUCCAAUGAGAAAUCAUGGGAAUUAUAUUGUUCGACUUGGCCAUUUAGUAAGAUGGUUGGGUGAGCAAGCAGAACAGCUCGGUGUGGAGCUCUAUCCUGGUUAUGCAGCCUCAGAGGUUUUGUUCCAUGAAGAUGGCAGUGUGAAGGGAGUAGCUACAAAUGAUGUGGGAAUUGCCAAGGACGGAUCACCUAAGGAAGUAUUUGAAAGAGGAAUGGAGCUUCAUGCUAAAAUAACAAUAUUCAGUGAAGGUUGCCAUGGACAUUUGGCAAAGCAGCUAUAUAAAAAGUUCAACUUGAGAGAGAACUGUGAUCCUCAAACAUACGCAAUAGGACUGAAAGAGCUUUGGAUUGUGGAUGAGAAGAAAUGGAAACCUGGCAAAAUAGAACACACAGUUGGCUGGCCUCUGGACAGACAUUCUUAUGGGGGAUCAUUUAUGUAUCAUUUAAAUGAAGGAGAACCAUUGGUGGCCAUUGGCUUUGUCGUUGGCCUGGAUUAUCAGAACCCAUACCUGAGUCCAUUCCGAGAAUUUCAAAGGUGGAAACAUCAUCCAGCAAUAGUUCCAACUCUGGAAGGAGGUCACAGAAUUGCAUAUGGAGCUAGAGCUCUAAAUGAAGGUGGUUUCCAGUCAAUUCCCCGGCUUACUUUUCCUGGUGGCUUAUUAGUCGGAUGCAGUCCUGGUUUCAUGAAUGUCCCUAAAAUUAAAGGGACUCACACCGCCAUUAAGAGUGGUAUGUUAGCAGCUGAAACUAUCUUCCAGAAAAUUACUGACGAGAAUUUCCAUUCAGAAACAGCAGGAAUGCAUGUCCCUGAAUAUGAGGAGAACUUAAAAAAGUCCUGGAUUUGGAAGGAGCUGUAUGCUGUUAGAAACAUAAGGCCCUCUUGUCAUACAGCUUUGGGAGUUUACGGGGGAAUGAUUUACACAGGAAUAUUUUAUUGGUUACUCAGAGGCAAAGAGCCAUGGACCUUGAAACAUAAAGGCCUUGACGCACAUCAGUUGAAACCGGCUAAAGACUGCACCCCGAUAGAAUACCCUAAACCUGAUAGCAAGAUUAGCUUUGAUCUGCUGUCCUCCGUGGCUUUAAGUGGAACUAAUCAUGAACAUGACCAGCCUGCCCACUUGACGUUAAUGGAUGACAGCGUACCGGUAAACAGAAAUCUAAGCAUCUAUGAUGGGCCGGAGCAGAGAUUUUGUCCUGCAGGGGUAUAUGAAUAUGUUCCGGUAGAAACAGGAGAUGGACUGAGGCUGCAGAUCAACGCCCAGAACUGUGUGCACUGCAAGACCUGCGACAUUAAAGAUCCCAGUCAGAACAUCAACUGGGUGGUGCCCGAGGGGGGCGGAGGACCCGCUUACAAUGGCAUGUGAACUCUCUAUGAUGGAAAACGUUUGUUUUUACAGAAUAUGUGCUACACACAUAGACUAACAAGUAAAUCAUUUUAAUAAAAAUUCCAAGGAUAAUUUAUCCCAAAAACAGAUUUUCUAAUUCAUGUGCAUAAAUUACUGAAGCUUCAAGUCAAAUAAACAUAAAGUAACGUCAACACUGCAUUAAUAUAUUAAAAUCCACAUUUGUUUUCUGUACAGUUUUCUGCUCAAGGAUUAAAGCUGUAUAUUGCUGCUUUUUUUCAAUAAGCAUAUUUUAGAUUGAGAUUGUUAAGAGUUGUGUUGGCUUCGAUCCCAAGUCUUAAUAAAAAUAACAAAUCAUUUGUA